CUCAAACAUGAGCACAUGUCUGACGAGGCGAGAUUCUUUCUCUUAGGGCCUCUGAAUAAUAACAAAGCCCAGAAGAAGUCCCUUGUGGCUAGUUUGUGGUACAAUUGGAAAUGUUUAUCUGACAAGUUGCGGGAAAAUGAAGGCUUAGAUGAAGGGGUAUACUUAGCUGAUUGCCUUAUUCUUCCGCUCCGUCUCCAACUCCCCAUACGACCCGCCGACAUCUACUACAAAACUGUGCAGACUUUAACAGGUCUUAAUCUUGACCUGGAGUGCCUCGGUGGUGGUAGAAUCAUGCACGACCCUGCCAAAAAAAAUAUUAAAGUCUACGGUUAUUCCCAGGGUUUCGGGAAAGCAGACCACCAGAUAACUGUGUCAAUCCUCAAGACCGUCUACAAGGACUAUGAAAUAACCUGGUCAGAUGAGGGCUAUUAAAAUUGAUCCAAGUUCUUCCACGAUUGCCGAUUACGCAUAAGCAGAGAACAAACAGUUCACUAUCUUUCGUAUUUCUUGCUCACGCAAUCAAUUUUUCAAAGAUGAAAAUAAGUAAUAUAAUAUAUAAAACCAAUAGGGCAGUUUGAAACCUCAGAUUUUAUGCUUUGACUCUCUUACGCUAAGCGCACAAAUGUGUUUCUUAAUAAAAAAAAUUUUAAAGCCUUCAAAUUGUCAAUUUAACAAACCAAAAAUUAAACAUUUAUAGCCUCAUUCAGUAUUUCCUCUGCUUUUGCAAUUUGCUCACACAUCUGCUAUUUGAUUAUAAUAACUUUGUUAUUAUCUCCAAAAUGGAUUGUUCAUCACACAUUUAUGAAAAAGUGUACCUUGUUCAAUUAAUAAUAUUGUUAAUUCUAAUAUUUGAUUUGGAAAUAAAAUAGGUGAAUAAGG
Molecule: messenger RNA, 879 nt
Organism: Cimex lectularius (bed bug)
Lineage: Eukaryota; Metazoa; Arthropoda; Insecta; Hemiptera; Cimicidae
Product: sex-regulated protein janus-A-like
Exons: 3
Coding region: 16-432 (138 amino acids)
Biological process (GO): peptidyl-histidine dephosphorylation
Cellular component (GO): cytosol
Molecular function (GO): protein histidine phosphatase activity
Source: RefSeq, a predicted model, not a curated record